This is a messenger RNA of Cynara cardunculus var. scolymus (artichoke), 1949 nucleotides long. Its product is annotated as betaine aldehyde dehydrogenase, chloroplastic. The transcript has 15 exons. The record is from RefSeq and is a predicted model, not a curated record. Lineage: Eukaryota; Viridiplantae; Streptophyta; Magnoliopsida; Asterales; Asteraceae. The coding region runs from base 268 to 1782 and encodes 504 amino acids. Gene Ontology annotation, molecular function: oxidoreductase activity, acting on the aldehyde or oxo group of donors, NAD or NADP as acceptor.
AAGAUAUGGCCAUGUUUGAUAUCCCGUACAAAUACAAUUCAUAAUGCUUCACAUCCCAACGCAAUCCACCUGAUCUACAGUUCUACACCAUCUUCCGUCGCCGUCGGUGUUGCAUCCUCCGCUGUGGACGAGUGGCCAACUGCCUUUCAGUCACCGACGAUUACUGCUGUGAAGUAGAUAAACAACUUUUAGAAGCCCUAUUUUGGUGAUCGGAGUUACUCGCUGCAUACGAGCACUUUUUGAAGUCAGUCUACUGAUAAGUCAGAGAUGGCAAACUCAAUACCGUCGCGUCAUUUAUUCAUCGAUGGAGAAUGGAGAGAGCCGGUUAGGAAGAAUCGGAUCCCCGUCGUCAAUCCCGCCACUGAGCAGAUAGUCGGGGAUAUCCCAGCAGCCACCUCUGAGGAUGUUGAUUUUGCCGUGGAAGUAGCUCGUAGAGCUCUUAAACGGAAUGGAGGGAAAGAGUGGGCUUCAGCUUCUGGAGCACAUCGUGCGAAGUAUCUGCGUGCCAUUGCUGCAAAGAUAAUUGAGAAAAAAUCUGAAUUGGCAAGACUUGAAGCCAUUGAUUGUGGAAAACCACUUGAUGAAGCAGCAUGGGAUAUAGAUGACGUUGCUGGAUGUUUUGAAUAUCAUGCUGAUCUUGCUGAAGCUUUAGAUGCAAAGCAAAAUGCAUCCAUUGCUCUUCCAAUGGAUACAUUUGAAUGUCAUGUCAUUAGGGAACCUAUUGGUGUUGUUGGGCUGAUUACUCCAUGGAAUUACCCAAUGCUAAUGGCUACGUGGAAAGUUGCGCCUGCCCUGGCUGCUGGGUGUGCUGCGAUUCUUAAGCCAUCAGAACUGGCAUCAGUCACCUGCCUGGAAUUAGGUGAAGUAUGCAGGGAGGUGGGUCUACCCCCUGGCAUUCUCAAUAUUCUGACUGGAUUAGGUCCAGAAGCUGGUGGUCCUUUAGCUUCUCAUCCCGAUGUUGAUAAGAUUGCCUUUACGGGAAGCAAUGCCACAGGGAGCAAGAUUAUGAUUGCUGCAGCUCAAAAUGUCAAGCCUGUUACACUUGAGCUUGGUGGAAAGAGUCCAAUAGUUGUGUUCGAUGAUGUUGACAUUGAUAAAGCUGUUGAAUGGGCACUCUUUGGUUGCUUCUGGACCAAUGGGCAAAUUUGCAGUGCAACAUCUCGCCUUAUUGUGCAUGAAAAAAUUGCUGCGGAGUUUUUAGACAAGCUUGUGAAGUGGGCUAAAAACAUCAAGAUUUCGGAUCCAUUGGAGGAAGGUUGUAGGCUUGGACCUGUGGUUAGUGGUGGACAAUACGAGAAGAUCUUGAAGUUUGUUGAAACGGCCAGAAGGGAAGGUGCAACCAUUUCGUUUGGAGGGAAACGUCCCCAGCAUUUGAAAAAGGGUUUCUAUAUCGAGCCAACCAUCAUCAGUGAUGUUACGACAUCCAUGCAAAUUUGGAGAGAGGAAGUAUUUGGACCAGUUCUCUGUGUAAAAACAUUCGCAACAGAAGAAGAAGCGAUCGAACUAGCAAAUGACACCCAUUAUGGCUUGGGUUCUGCUGUAAUAUCCAACGAUUUGGCCCGCUGUGAUCGUGUAACAAAGGCUUUUGAGUCAGGUAUCGUGUGGGUGAACUGCUCGCAGCCAUGCUUCUCUCAAGCUCCAUGGGGUGGCAGAAAACGAAGUGGUUUUGGUCGUGAACUAGGAGAAUGGGGCCUGGACAACUACUUAAACAUAAAGCAAGUAACGCGCUACAUCUCUAACGAACCCUGGGGGUGGUAUCAGCCUCCAACGGCCAAGCUUUGAGAAUACCACGAGUGUAACGGGUCACGAGAUGCGCAGAUGAUCGUAAAUUUGUGUUCCGUCGAUACGUUGUACUCGUAUAAUAUAUAAAAAGUUGUUGAAUAUUUGUUUAAAUUUGAAGCAAGUAAAGAUUGGUUUAUUAAUUUAAGUGGGUGUGAUGUUCUGUCAAA